This is a messenger RNA of Vitis riparia (riverbank grape), 2077 nucleotides long. Its product is annotated as arginine biosynthesis bifunctional protein ArgJ, chloroplastic. NCBI's taxonomy places the organism in Eukaryota, Viridiplantae, Streptophyta, Magnoliopsida, Vitales, Vitaceae. Gene Ontology annotation, molecular function: L-glutamate N-acetyltransferase activity, acting on acetyl-L-ornithine as donor; L-glutamate N-acetyltransferase activity, acting on acetyl-CoA as donor. The transcript has 17 exons. The record is from RefSeq and is a predicted model, not a curated record. The coding region runs from base 356 to 1768 and encodes 470 amino acids. Gene Ontology annotation, biological process: L-ornithine biosynthetic process; L-arginine biosynthetic process.
UGGUUUGUCGUAAGUUGUACCGUGAAAGUGUUUAACUUUCUGUUUCAUCGCCAAAUCGAAUAAAGCAUAAAAAUAAAGCUUAAAGAUUUUCAUCAUAUGCAGUUAGAAUUGAAGAAAUCCUUUAACAGAACGGCGUAGUGUCCACGAGAAUAUAAUCUAUCCCGCCUUCUAUUCACUGUCAAAUACGCCGCACAAACUCCUCUCUUCCACACUGCCUCACAGUCACUCUCCUUUCAAGUUUCAACAGAAAACCCUAUAAAAUCGCCAUUCAGGAAAACCUAUUCAAACCUGCCGUAUUAUCCAUUUUCAUCCAUUUUUUCUAGAAGCCAAACGAGCUUCAAGAUAGUCUGCAGACAUGUUUCUGUGCGUUCCUCAUUACACCUCGAUCAUAUUUCCUCAACUUAACGAUGGCAGAAAGGUCUUGAGGUUUGGUUCUUAUCAACGGGGGGGUUUUAGGAUAUUGGCAAUGUCGUCAAGUGUGAGUGAAGCUUCAAAUUACAUAACAGCGGCUCCAAUAUUUCUUCCUGAUGGACCUUGGAAGCAGAUUCCUGGGGGAGUUACUGCUGCAAAGGGAUUCAAAGCUGCAGGCUUGUAUGGUGGACUACGGGCAAAAGGAGAGAAGCCUGAUCUUGCACUAGUUGCUUGUGAUGUAGAUGCCAUAUCUGCAGGAGCAUUUACUACAAAUGUGGUUGCAGCUGCGCCGGUGGUAUACUGCAAAAAUGCAUUGGAUAUGUCAAAAACAGCGCGUGCAGUGUUAAUAAAUGCUGGUCAAGCCAAUGCAGCAACGGGUGAUGCAGGUUACCAGGAUGUGAUAGAAUGUGCAAAUGCCCUGGCUAAGCUACUGCAAAUGAGGCCAGAGGAAGUGUUGAUCGAAUCUACUGGUGUCAUUGGUCAUAGAAUAAAGAAGGACGCUCUUCUUAAUUCCCUUCCAAAGCUUGUUAGUUCACUAUCAUCGUCAACUGAGGGGGCAGAUUCUGCAGCAGUAGCUAUUACAACAACCGACUUAGUGAGCAAGAGUGUGGCAAUUGAAUCUGAGGUUGGGGGGACAAAUAUUAGAGUUGGGGGAAUGGCAAAGGGUUCUGGGAUGAUCCAUCCAAAUAUGGCUACCAUGCUUGGUGUCGUAACAACUGAUGCCUUGGUUGCAAGUGAUGUUUGGAGAAAGAUGGUGCAGAUUGCCGUAAACCGGAGUUUCAACCAAAUUACUGUAGAUGGAGAUACUAGUACCAAUGAUACUGUCAUUGCUUUAGCUAGUGGGCUAUCUGGGUCAACCAGGAUAUCAUCUUUGAUCAGUCAUGAGGCAAUACAACUUCAAGCAUGCCUUGAUGCAGUAAUGCAGGGUCUUGCAAAAUCAAUAGCAUGGGAUGGAGAAGGAGCAACAUGCCUAAUUGAGGUCUCAGUAAAUGGUGCAGAAAAUGAGGCUGAUGCAGCAAAGGUUGCACGAUCAGUGGCAUCUUCUUCACUUGCCAAGGCUGCAGUGUACGGUCGAGAUCCAAAUUGGGGGCGCAUUGCUUGUGCUGCUGGCUAUGCAGGGAUCCCUUUCCAACCCAACAAGCUCCGUAUAUCACUUGGAGAAAUUCUGCUUAUGGAGGGUGGACAACCGCUUCCAUUUGACAGGGCUGCGGCUAGUAAUUAUCUCAAGAAGGCUGGUGAGACCCAUGGUACAGUUGGAAUUCACAUCUCUAUUGGUGAUGGGGCAGGGCGCGGGCAGGCAUGGGGAUGUGAUUUAAGUUAUGACUACGUGAAGAUAAAUGCCGAGUACACGACAUAGAAUGAUUUUUCCCUCUAUAUCAAAUUCUCUUGUUGCUACUUUUUCAGUUAUUUAUGCGUCAGCGUCAAGACUGUCCUUGAAAAAUCAAUAUGAUAAUCCUGCAGUACGCUAAACUUUUUAACUUUCGCUGCAGUAUUUAAAAAAAUGUAACACUAAUUCUAACAAACGUAUGGACGAAGGAUUCGACUGGGGAGAAGCAUGAAAGUAGCCGGGUUUUUCUUGUUAACCUACUGAGCUAGGCUGAAGAUAAGUGUCAGAACCAUCCAACUUGUUCGAUUUAUUAUGGUAAUUGAUCAAAUUUAUUUUGCA